Molecule: messenger RNA, 5765 nt
Organism: Cannabis sativa
Lineage: Eukaryota; Viridiplantae; Streptophyta; Magnoliopsida; Rosales; Cannabaceae
Product: DNA polymerase eta
Exons: 16
Coding region: 3382-5424 (680 amino acids)
Biological process (GO): response to radiation; error-prone translesion synthesis
Cellular component (GO): nucleus; site of double-strand break; replication fork
Molecular function (GO): DNA-directed DNA polymerase activity; damaged DNA binding
Source: RefSeq, a predicted model, not a curated record
UUGGAGAAACUACUUGUGAAGUGUUAGAUUUUAGGAUAAGAAUCCCAUUUCAAAACCAAUUGGCAAUUAGAGGAGUAACUCAUGAUCUUAUAUAUUUUAUUAGCUUUCCACAUUUUAGCAAUGUGAGACUAUCUAACACAAACAAAUUUUUUUCCGAAUCUUGCAUGUGUAGUUUUUUAAGUCCUAAUACAAAUGAUGUUAUUAAUCUCACAUCUGUAGACGCUGCAUGUGCCUUCAUCAUAUGGUGAACUUUACAUCCUUAAAAUCUUAGAAUAUACCGAAAGAUCCAGUCAGUUUGAUUUCCCAUUCAACCAAUCCUAAUGGUCAAUGAAUUUUGAAGUCAUUGCAGAUUUUACUUAUCUUAAUUCUAAUGACUGGUGGAAUUUAGUGGAACAAGUUCCUCCUUUCUUAAUACACAAAGUCCAUUUCUUAAGGUUUAGACUUGACUUUCAGCCCGUGCUGUCUUGAAGUUGAGCUUGCAAUUAUAUUUUUCUAAAGGUCCUUAUAUGACAUUGGAAUGUUUGAAAUCUUAUGAUCAGAGUUGAAUAAUAUGGUUUUAUUUCUCUUUUUUGAGAGGACCUGAUGAUAGGGUAAUUCUGUAAUUGCAAUAAACACACUUAUAUAUAUGUAAACUUAAUGUAUAUAUAUAUGUUGAGUAUCAUAUCUUGGUAGUAAUCUAAUUUGUACCAUUUGUAAUCUUCUAAUUUGUUUCAUUCCUAAUGUUCAGUACUAAAAUUUUUCCUCUUGUAUUUUUCAUAAACACUUACAAAACUACUUUGAUAUCUAUUUGAUUUCUUCAUGUUCAUAAGGAUUGGGAUUAUUGUAUUGUCCUUUAACCAGUGUUUCGGCCAAUAAUGUGAGUAUGUUGAUAAUGGGAUUGUAGCUUGAAUAAAUGCGUGUUAGGAUCCCACAUUGACUAUGUAUAAGAUUGGUUAGUAGUACCCGGUUAGCUCAUACUUGGGCACCUCCCCUUUAGGUUAGUUUUUGGGAGUGAGUUCUAGUUAAGUGGUUGAAUCAAGUGGUAUUAAAGUCAUGCACCGUCAAGUGGGACUGAUGUUGCAGAAGGGGCAACCUGCAGAUUAAGCCCAAAGUAGGCUAUGGCAGAGUAAGCCAUCGUAGAGUAGGUUGACGUGGACUGUUGGCUCGAAGGGUGGUGUAUUGAUAGGGUCCCAUAUUGACUAAGUAUGGGAUUGAUUAGUAGUAUAUAACUACUUGGGCAUCCUCCUCUCUUAAGAUUGUUUUUGGGAGUGAGUGCUACACAAGUGGUUGUAUCAAUCUAUUAUUUUUUUUUUCUUUGAAAGGACUUCCUAACCUUGUCUUCUAUUUGUAUUCUAUGCAACUGUUUUCUAUCAUUAGAAAGUUGAAAGAUAUCCUUUGGCUUUGCUGAAUUUCUUGAAUGAGCAUGGCCCUUGAACUGAUCAUUUGGGAUUGAUGAUCUUUACUCAUAAUGAAAUCAUCAUAGCCAUACCAAUUCUUUUCGUUCUAUCGUGAUAUUAAUGUUUAUUUAUUAGAUUAGAAAGUAGAACUAAAUGAAAGUGUACAUUAGUUGGUGAGAAAUUCUUUGAGAAAGAAAGAGUGUCAAUAACAGGAAGACAUGAAAAGUUCAACCAACAAGAAGAUGUUUAAUAUAAAAACGUCUUCUUGUCGGGGACUGAGGCACGAGGAUCCACUUUCACCCUUCUUGUUUACACUAAUGGCGGAUGUGCUUGGAAGAAUGGUGAACAAAGCAGUAGAUUCAGGCUUUUUAUGUUGUUUUUUGGUUGCUAAAGACAAGAUUCUGGUCAGCCACCUACAAUUUGCUGAUGAUACUCUUUUUCUUUGUUAAUGACGAAGCGUUGCUUCAGAGGUUGGCAAGGUUAGUUGAGGCCUUCUGUGAGAUAUCGAUUUAAAAGUUUACCUGAGCAAAAGUCAAUUGUUGGGAUUAUGUAUGAAUGAGCAAGUGGUUGCUCAUUUUUCUUUCUCAAUAGGUUGUGAAGUGGGUGAGUGGCCGUUGAAGUAUCUUGGUAUGCCUUUGGGGGUGUUUGCCUACGAAAGGUUUGUUUUGGGAACCUGUGUGUUGGAAAAGUGUGCUAGAAGGCUUGGGUGGAAUUGCUCAUUUUUAUCUAGGGGAGGAUGUUUAACGCUUAUCGAGUCAGUUCUCCUCUCUCCCCAUUUACUAUCUAUUUUUGUUUAAAGCUCCAAAGGCAAUCAUCAAGGCCAUGGAGAAAAUGAUGGGAGACUUUCUUUGGGAAGGUGGAGAUGUGUCAGAAGGUGAUCACUUGUUGGCUUGGGAGGAGUGUAGACCACGAGACGAGGGGGGAUUGAGAUUGGGAGAUUGGACAUGAGAAACAAAGCAAUAACUUGUGGGACUUUAGAAAAGGUGAACGAUUAUCUCGAAAAGGGCUACCGAGAGACUAUUCAGAUUUAUAUGAUGAAUUCAAGUCACUGGUCAAAUUUAAAGUUGGAGAAGGGAAUUAAAUCAAGUUUUGGGAAGAUGUGUGGCUUGGGGAUGCUUCCUUAUUGUGCUCAUUCCCGAAUUUAGUUGUGAUUUUCAUAGCUAAGAAUGAGUGUAUAAGCGAGUUAGGCUUCGUAGAAGGGGCUGGAAGUGGCAGAGUUUCAAGUUGGAACUUCAAAUUUAGAAGGAAUCUUACAGAUAGGGAGGUUCCUAGUCUCAUUGAGUUGUUAAAACAACUGGAAUAUGUAAGCUUGAUCAGUAUGGUGGACGAUUGUAGACUUUGGAGGCCAUAUUCGGAGGGUAUAUUCUCUUGUAAAUCAACUUUUAGUUGGUUUACGUCAAACCAUAACCACAGUGGCUUGUUUUGGACUAAGACGUUGUGGAAAUGUUGCAUUUCUAUAAAGGUCAAAGUCUUUGGGUGGUUGGUGGUGCUAGGGAAAGAGAAUGUCCAUGAUAAAAUGCAAGCAACGCAUCCUUAUCUAGCUAUUUCUCCUGGCUGGUGUGUUUGUUGUAAUGCUAAUGGAGAGAGUGUUGAACAUUUGUUUAUGGAAUGUAGUCUCUCUUUUAGUUUGUGGUUGAAUAUUCAAGGAAUAUAAUUAUCAUGGGUCUUACUUUAUGCCUUCCCUCAAAUGAUUGUCAGUAAGCCAGUUGAGAAUAAACACCUGGUAAGAUUAUGGAGGACACCGGUGAUGGCUACUGUCUGAGCAAUUUCGAUGGAAAGAAAUAACAAUAUUUUUGAAGGAAAGGAGAACUUUGCAGAGGACAUUUGGGGAAAAAUCAUGUUUUGGACAGCAUCAUGGGCCUCGAAGGAAUUCUUUUUCGUAGAUAUAUGUAGAGAUUGGAAAACUCUGUUGUAGGCUUGAUUUUUGUUUGCUUUGUUUUGGUUGCUGUUGGUUUUAGUGUAGUUUGUGCUAAAACACGUGUAACCACGGUUUUCCUCUGCCACAAUGGAGCAGCGAAAACAGCCACACUUACGGGGUUUGCCUACAGCUGUGGUACAGUAUAAUGAAUGGCAAGGUGGGGCUUUAAUUGCUGUUAGCUAUGAGGCCCGUACAUAUGGUGUGAAACGUUCAAUGCGAGGUCAUGAAGCAAAACAAGUAUGCCCAGAAAUUGAGCUGGUUCAAGUCCCAGUAGCACGUGGUAAAGCUGACUUGAAUACGUACCGCAAUGCUGGUUCAGAGGUGGUUUCUAUUCUUGCAAGGACAGGUCGAUGUGAGAGGGCUUCAAUCGAUGAAGUGUAUCUUGAUCUGACUGAUGCAGCAGAAAAAAUGUUAGCAGAAGCUCCUCCAGAACAUUUUGAACUUGUUGAUGAAGAAACUCUUAAGUCGCAUAUUCUGGGGCUUACUAAUGAGAGAGAAAUUGAUGACAAGGAAAACGUAAGAGAGUGGCUGUGCAGGAAAGAUGCUGAUCGUCGUGAUAAACUAUUAGCUUGUGGGGCUAUCAUUGUUGCCGAGCUUAGAAUGAAUGUUUUGAAGGAGACAGAAUUUACUUGUUCGGCUGGCAUUGCUCAUAAUAAGAUCUUGGCCAAGCUAGCAAGUGGUAUGAACAAACCUGCACAGCAAACUGUUGUGUCCUUAUCAUCUGUGAAAGGAUUGCUUGAUUCGUUGCCAAUAAAGAAAAUGAAACAGCUUGGAGGUAAGCUAGGGAGUUCCUUACAAAGUGAUCUGGGUGUAAAAACAGUCGGAGAUUUGUUGCAGUUUCCCGAGGAAAAGCUGCAAGAACUUUAUGGCGUAAACACUGGUACUUGGUUAUGGAAUAUUGCAAGAGGAGUCAGUGGAGAAGAAGUUCAAGGACGCCUUCUUCCUAAGAGCCACGGAUCGGGGAAGUCAUUUCCUGGACCUCGAGCUCUAAAGACAUUUGCUUCGGUUGAACAUUGGCUUAAUGAAUUAUGCGAAGAGUUGAAUGAACGGAUUUGCUCUGACUUGAACCAAAACAGAAGAAUUGCACGCACACUGACCCUGCAUGCUACAGCUUAUAAGUCCAGUGAUUCGGAUGCAUUAAAGAAUUUUCCUUCCAAGUCUUGUCCUCUAAGGUAUGGAGCUGCUAAGAUGCAAGAUGAUGCCAUGAACCUUUUCCAAGCUGGACUACGUGAAUAUUUGGGAUGUUACAGCACCAGAGUGCUUGGAACUCAAAACAAUGGUUGGAGAAUAACUGGACUUUCUGUGUCAGCUAGUAAAAUUGUUGAAAUACCUUCUGGAACAUCUUCAAUCAUGAAAUACUUCCAUGGUGAAAGUCCAUCCUCCAUGUUGUCAAAACAAUCACAUGAUGGUUUUGUUGAAGAUGCUGAUCAACCGUCACAUUCAGGUACUGAAAGCAGUUCAGAAAUUAAUUUAAUUCAGCAGCAAAUAAAUUUUCCUGGUGAAGAUACCAUUACCAAGGGCAAGAUGCCUUGUCUAGAUCAACAAGACCACAAAAAGGACAUUCAGAAAGAACAGAUUCCAUGUCACUUGCCUUUAGAGCGUGGACAAGAUGAUGUCACCCAAGAAGCUUGUUUGUCCUCAGUAGGCACAGAAAGCUGUUCAGGCAUUAACCAAAGUGAGGAAAAUAAAGUUUUUCACGGGGAUGAACCUUCUGGUCAAUGCGGCGUGUCUAGUUUGAAUAGACCGGAGCAAAAGAGAAAGGCAUUGAAAGAAAAGCCGGGCACACAUUCAAUCUUGAGAUUCUUCAAGAAAAUUGAUCAGUCUUGCCCUACAGUGAAAGAACAUGACGAUGAUUUGCAAAAUGUUGAACUAGCAUCAACAGGAGUUGGGCUAACUGAAAGACCUUUAGAAGUCAGUGACACCAACAAUGGACAGUGUACUUUGACUCAAUUUGAACGCAGAGAAGCAUGGAGUUACAAGAUUGAUGAAAUUGACCCUUCUGUGGUUGAUGAGUUACCACCAGAAAUUCAGGAUGAAGUUCGAUCGUGGCUCCGUCCUCUAAAGCGAUCCAACAUAGCGAAACAAGGUUCUAGUAUUGCUCAUUAUUUCCUGCCAACAAGGAAAACUUGAAUUCAGCUACAGUGUAUCCUGUACAGGAGCGUUUUCAUCUCAAAAUGAGAAGCCCUUUUCAUACCUGGGAAUAUUCAUAUCCAGGGUGAAAAACCAGAAGUGAAAACAUACCUUCUGACUUUCUGAUGUCUGUACAUAUUCAUGUAGUUUACAGUGUUUUUCUGUUUUUUUUUAGUAGUAUCUGAUUUAUUUUUUAUUUUUGUUCAUAAUGCUCUAGUUGCAUCGGAGUUAACAAAUGAAUACCAAAUGUGUGUAAAGUUAAUUAGUGAAUUUUACUGGCUUAAUUAGAUUUAGGAGCAAUUUUUUGGUUCUUUUUUAUGAUAAAAAUUUCCAUUCAAACA